Messenger RNA from Rangifer tarandus platyrhynchus (Svalbard reindeer), 729 nucleotides. Lineage: Eukaryota; Metazoa; Chordata; Mammalia; Artiodactyla; Cervidae. The record is from the annotation of a GenBank genome assembly.
AUGGGACCUGUGCGGUUGGGAACGUUGCUUUUCAUUUUGACUGUGUACGGUGCGUGGGCUGGGACGCCGAAGGAGGAGGACGAUGACACAGAACGCUUGCCCAGCAAAUGCGAAGUAUGUAAACUCCUGAGCCUGGAGCUACAGGAAGAGCUGAGUCGUACUGGCCGAUCUCGAGAGGUGCUGGAGCUGGGGCAGGUGCUGGACACAGGCAAGAGGAAGAGACACAUCCCUUACAGCGUUUCAGAAACAAGGCUGGAAGAGGCCUUGGAGAAUUUAUGUGAGCGGAUCCUGGAUUACAGUGUUCAUGCUGAGCGCAAGGGCUCAUUGAGAUACGCCAAGGGGCAGAGUCAGACCAUGGCAACGCUGAAAGGCCUGGUGCAGAAGGGGGUGAAGGUGGAUCUGGGGAUCCCUCUGGAGUUGUGGGAUGAGCCCAGCGUGGAGGUCACGUUCCUCAAGAAGCAGUGUGAGACCAUGCUGGAGGAGUUUGAAGAUGUCGUGGGAGACUGGUACUUCCACCAUCAGGAGCAGCCCCUACAGCAUUUUCUCUGUGAAGGUCAUGUGCUUCCAGCUUCUGAAACUGCGUGUCUACAGGAAACUUGGACUGGAAAGGAGAAGAUCACAGAUGGGCAAGAGAAGACUGAAGAGGAGGAGCAAGAUCAGGAGGAGGAGGAAGAGGAGGAGAUGACUAACACACCAGUCCACUCCCAGCAUGACCCAGAGGAUCUUUGA